GUAUGUGUGUGUGUUGGUGUUCCGAUCCGAUUGCGGAUAAUAAUUGAUAAGGCUUUGAGUGAGCUUCCUGUCCAGAGGGACGGAAUAGCAGUGACGAACGGUAUUUAAAACGGAAGAGCUGCGACACGUUGAUAAGCGCAGCGGAUACGGUGGUGUUUACCUACAUUACGCACACUGUACAACGGCCAGUUGCUGUCGUAUGAAUUUCCAGAAUUAGAGAGCCAGCUCUCUCGACCGAUUGUCGUUUGGAUGCCCAGCGCCAGAACACGUUGUUGUACCGACGAUGUAGAUGCAUUGACACGUUAUUAGUUCCCCCGUUCAAUCCAUCGGACAGUGCCGAUAGAUAAGCAAGGGUAGCAGCAAUGGUUCACUGAAGCCAAUCGCUCGCCGCUGCCAUUGCUCUGUUGGAGUGCAUUAACCCUACUUGAAGGUUGAAGAGCGAGUACACAGGCAUGGAGGAGGUAGGGACACAUCUUCAGUCCUUCGAGGGUGGUUCCUGUUUAUGCGAACGUCGUGCGCAUACUGAAGGGGGACACAGGGUGCCCUAGUAUUCCUAUGAUAAUGCUGGUACCGGCGUACCUUCUUUCACGUGUUGACUGGCACACUGGGGACCUUAUUUGAAUUGCGAUAUCUGGCGAGGUAAGUUUGGCGCGAACUAGCUCAUCUUAUCAGCAGCAGCAAACCCGCUCCGCUUGGGGCUGUAAAGUGAGGUUCUGUGAUGUUUCGAAUGCGUGCCCGUUCUCGUGGCGCGUCUAAUGUUUCAUUAGGUCCUCCUCGCAAGAUUCCAAGCUAAUGACCUUCUUCCUGCCCUUUUGGACUUCGAUGGCUGAGCAUACAUUACCCAGCCAGAAGACGAUCGUAUUCGAAAGAGACCGGGAAUGCAUCUCUAUGCAUCCCUGUUGCGUUUGCGCUGAUAGUGCUCUUCAGCGUUGGUCAUUGCGGCGCGCGCGACACAAGAAGAUUGUAGCUCGGUCGCAGCUCAGACAGGAACGGGAUGAUAAGGUUAAAUUAAAUCCAAUUGUACGCCGUACACCACCCAUCAGCAACCUUCUACACGGCUCUGUCUGUGCUCACGUCGCUCUGCUUCGGUAUCGGUCGCAGAACGGAUUUCAGUCCAUUCUCGGUGGUGCUAUAGAGCUGGUGAAGAGAGAUCAUAUUGUCGCGACAGCUCGACGGUCCGUGUCGUCCAGUAGCGUGUUACUCCUAGUAGUCUAAGAGUUUAGAGUGAUGGUAGUGCCCCGGCCAUUGCCCGUGAUGGGCCCACCGGAACACCUUGGAUCGUUGCACAACAUUGCGGCCAGUCUGGCGGAUAUACGCAUCGUAUCGGAUGAGGAGAUCGAUCGUGCUACGCCGUCACGGCAGCAGCAACAGCGACGCCGUACAAAAUUCGUCCUGCGAUACCUGGAGGAGAAGGUGUUCGAGCUUGGUCGGCAGCUUCACGUUAGCCAGGGUCGUGCAUCGAUUCGGCGUAUGUUACGGUUUCUUCCCGGAGUCCGGAAGUCCGCCAAAGCCAAAGGCUACGAGCAUCUGGUGACAGAUGAGGAGCGCAGGUGGCUGGAUGCCUAUUCCGCAAGGGAUACCGAACUGUCCGCCCGGCUUGGAAUACCUUACUGCCAUUGAUCAGCUGCUGGUGCACCAGAAGGUGGAGCUGCUCGAAGCGUUCACCGGUUUCGAGACGGCCAACAAGUACACCGUGAAGAACACGCUCGGCCAGAAGGUGUACUGGGCGGCGGAGGACACUGGCUGCUGCAACAGGAUGUGCUGCGGUGCGGCCCGUGCCUUCGAUAUGAAGGUCCUUGAUACGUACCAGAACGAGGUGCUGCACUUUAAUCGACCGCUACGCUGCAGCUCCUGCUGGUUCCCGUGCUGUUUGCAGACGAUGGAAGUGACGGCACCACCCGGCAACGUGAUCGGAUACGUGGAGCAAGACUGGUCCAUCCUAACGCCCCAGUUCAGUAUCAAGGAUCAGAACGGUGAGACUGUGCUGAAGAUCUCCGGUCCCUUCUGUACGUUCAGCAUUUGUGGUGAUGUUGAGUUUGAGGUGCUCUCUACCAAUGGAACACAGGUGGGCAAAAUCAGCAAGCAGUGGUCUGGAUUGGGCCGGGAAUUGUUUACCGAUGCGGAUCAUUUCGGUAUUAACUUCCCGAUGGAUCUGGACGUCAGGGUAAAGGCCACCCUGCUCGGUGCUCUAUUUCUAAUUGACUACAUGUUCUUCGAGAAGAGCGGUAACAAGGAACAGGAUCGUCCGGGAAUGUUCUAAAAACGUUCUCUUGCCUUCCCUUGAUUCGUUUGUUUUUUGUUUGUUUUCCAUUUUAACUACAUCUACAUUAGCCUUAAAAAAGGGGGGCCAUGUUCGCCUUACGACUGUUUUCUUCCACGUUUAUUCCCAGUUAUUUGUGUUACCGUUUCCCAAAGAGCAUUCACCUGCCAGUGUCGGGAGAGUUCAAUUAGACCAUAGUCUAAGGAUGAGAAGAACUAAGAAACAAAUCGUAAGCACACAUCGUACAGUAAGAACUACAGCAGUCGCACAGGUGCAGGAAAUAGCACAAAACCAAAGGAUUUGAAUGAACAGUCAGUGCGAGACGAUCGAUGAUACUAUGUUGUCUGUUGUCUACACAAUCGAAAGAGUAGCGCAAAUAUUGAAAUGCGAGGCUGCCAGAAUGUUGAAUCUUAAAACCGAUACUACUGCUACUACUAUUUAUCCUACUGCUUGGUGUUAGUUUUUUUUUGUGCCCCCAGGUACUUGACAGAGCAAGUACAGUACUUCAUAAACGUCCAAUAUAAUGCUUCGCGCAAUGGGUUUUUUGUAGGAAAUAAGAUGGAAUGGAUAUAGAUACAGCUAGGGAAAUUGCUGCCUGCUGUAUGAAUUAAAUAAUCGAAGUUAAGAUUUCUGAAUGUUUAUACGCAUUAUAUUGUCAUUUCGGACAAAUUGUGUCGCUUAACAUAAUACAUACACUUAUACAGUAUAUGAGCAUAGAUGGAUACAUCUACGCAAUCGUUGCCUCAUACUAUUUACCUCCUUGUACAACGAUUUACUUAUAAACGAAAAAUGAAAAGAAAAACCGAACAGUAACUUUAAGCGAUGUCCAUAUUUUGCAACGAAUUCCGCCGACGCGGUAUGCACCACCACCUCUGUUGCCUCUUUCGAUCGCUUUAAGCAAAUGAACGCAGUGAAACUAACGGAACAGCGAUAGUACAAGGAAGUGCCGUAAGAACUUUACAAUGGAUAUGCGAAUCAAUCGAAAUGCACGAAACCCAAUUGUACACGUAAACGUGUGUGGGAAACGCAAAUAAGCAAAAGGUUCCAUGCACGUUAGUAAUAAAACCAGUUAACGGAAGUGCACCAAAAUCCUCGGUAAGCAAGCGCGUGUUGUGUUGUCAAUUCAUUUCCAUCCAU
Anopheles darlingi is the source of this 3397-nucleotide messenger RNA. RefSeq names its product phospholipid scramblase 1-like. Bases 1538 to 2260 code for a protein of 240 amino acids. Lineage: Eukaryota; Metazoa; Arthropoda; Insecta; Diptera; Culicidae. The record is from RefSeq and is a predicted model, not a curated record. Gene Ontology annotation, cellular component: plasma membrane. Gene Ontology annotation, biological process: plasma membrane phospholipid scrambling. The transcript has 4 exons. Gene Ontology annotation, molecular function: phospholipid scramblase activity.